AUGAACGUCAACGUGAUCCCAAAUAAUAUGGAAAAAUACAUCUCAUUCUCACUGGGUAAAAAUCUGGUCUUCAUAGACUCUAUACAGUUCAUGGCUUCUUCACUGGAAGCACUGGUGAGUAACCUUUCACCUGAGGACUUCAGGAUAGUAGGUAAGAGGUGGAAGGGUGAGGACUUCAAUCUAGUGACACAAAAAGGAGUGUUCCCAUAUGAGUUCCUAGAUGAUAUUAGCAAACUUAAUACAGAAGGUCUUCCGAGUAAGGAUAAGUUCUACUCUUCACUGUAUGAGUCAGAGGUGAAGGAAGAAGAUUACCAGAGAGCUCAGAAAGUAUGGGAUCACUUCAAGAUGAAAACCAUGAGAGACUACCACGAUCUCUACUUGGAGACUGACGUUCUUCUGCUGGCUGAUGUGUUUGAAAACUUCAGGAGAACAUGUCUGGAAAGUUAUGAACUUGACCCCGCACAUUACGUGUCAGCACCUAGUCUGAGUUGGGACGCUUUCCUGAAAAAGUCAGGUGAAGAAAUAGAACUUGUAAGUGAUAUGGAUAUGUUCCAGUUCUUCGAGAAGGGUAUGAGAGGUGGUACAAGUUAUAUUGCUCAUAGACACUCCACAGCUAAUAAUAAGUACAUGGAGACGUACGAUGAGUCGUCUGAGAACAAGUACCUAAUGUACCUCGACGCUAAUAAUUUAUAUGGCUGGGCGAUGUCACAACCACUACCUAAUGGAGAGUUUGAGUGGGUUGAGGAAGUUGAUGGUAUUAAUCUAGAGGAUUACUUAGGAGACAACGAAAGAGGAAUGGUUUUGGAGGUUGACCUGGAAUAUCCACAAGAACUUCACAACCUACACAACGGUUAUCCUCUAGCACCGGAAAGUAAGGAAAUCAGUGCUUCUAUGUUGUCAGAUUAUGCGAAGAGUAUUGCUGAGAAAUUCCAACUGACAAUUGGAGGAGUAAGAAAACUGGUGAAUUCACUAGGACCUAGGAAGAAGUACGUCUUACAUGUACGUAAUCUGAAAUUGUACACAGACCUUGGGAUGAAACUCACGAAGGUCCAUAGAGCGGUUACAUUCAAGCAGUCUCCCUGGCUUAAGAACUAUAUAGACUUCAAUACAAAGAAAAGGUCUGCAGCCCGUAAUACGUUCGAAAAGAACUUCUUCAAGUUGAUGAACAACUCAAUCUACGGAAAGACUAUGGAGAAUCUUAGGAAAAGGGUUGAUGUGAAAUUAGUGUCCUCCAAAGACGACCUCCUAAAACUGACAGCAUCACCUUGCUUCCAGUCACAUCGAAUCAUGAAUGAGAAUCUUAUAGUGGUAAAGAGGAUGAAAGAAGUGCUAACGCUGAAUAAGCCGUGUUACGUAGGAAUGAGCAUCUUAGACUUAUCCAAGACUUUAAUGUACGAUUUCCACUACAACACCAUCAAGAAGGAGUACGGUAAUUGUUCAAGGUUACUGUUCACCGAUACUGACAGUCUGAUGUAUGAACUGAAGACAGAUGAUGUCUAUGAGGACUUCAAGAGGAUCGGUGAGGAGCAGGAUUGCUGGGAUAAUUCAGAUUACCCAAAAGAUUCUCCAUACUACUCAACCCACAACAAGAAGGUUAUAGGUAAGUUUAAGGAUGAAGCUGAAGGAGUACCCAUAAUUGAGUUUGUUGGGUUAAGAUCAAAAAUGUACUCCUAUGUUAAGGAAAAUGGUGGAGGUGGAAUGACUGCCAAAGGAGUUAAAAA
Messenger RNA from Paramuricea clavata, 1721 nucleotides. The record is from the annotation of a GenBank genome assembly. Lineage: Eukaryota; Metazoa; Cnidaria; Anthozoa; Malacalcyonacea; Plexauridae.